GGCGGGCGUCGGAGGCAGCGGGGAGUGGAGCGGAGCUGCCGGGGCCUCCCUAGGGCCGCAGCGGCAGCAGUUGGGCCCCCCGCCCCAGCCGGCGGCCCGCAGAGCGCAGGAAGGGGGCCGGGGGGACCCGCCCCCGGCCGGCCACAGUCAUGAACUCCAAUGUGGAGAACCUGCCCCCCCACAUCAUUCGCCUGGUGUAUAAGGAGGUGACCACGCUGACUGCUGACCCGCCUGAUGGCAUCAAGGUGUUCCCCAACGAGGAAGACCUCACUGACCUGCAGGUCACCAUCGAGGGCCCUGAGGGGACCCCUUACGCCGGAGGCCUGUUCCGCAUGAAGCUCCUGCUGGGGAAGGACUUUCCCGCCUCCCCGCCCAAGGGCUACUUCCUGACCAAGAUUUUCCACCCCAACGUGGGCGCCAACGGUGAGAUCUGCGUCAACGUGCUCAAAAGGGACUGGACAGCGGAGCUGGGCAUCCGGCAUGUGCUGCUGACCAUCAAGUGCCUGCUGAUCCACCCUAACCCCGAGUCUGCCCUCAACGAGGAGGCUGGCCGCCUGCUCCUGGAGAACUACGAGGAGUACGCCGCCCGAGCCCGCCUGCUCACGGAGAUCCACGGGGGCGCCAGCGGGCCCAGCAGCGCAGAGGCUGGCCGGGCCCCGGGUGCGGGCGCAGCCCCCUCUGCUGACCCCCUGGCUCCCGGGGGUCCUGGAGGAGCCGAUGGCCCCAUGGCCAAGAAGCACGCGGGUGAGCGGGACAAGAAGCUGGCAGCCAAGAAAAAGACGGACAAGAAGCGGGCGCUGCGGCGGCUGUAGUGGCUCUUCUCCAGCCCUCCCCACCUCCCCCUUCCCGACACUGACCCCCAACUCUGUCUCUAAGUUAUUUAAAUUAUGGCUGGGGUGGGGGAGGGUGUGGGGGCACCGGGACCUGGAUUUGUUUUUCUAAAUAAAGUUGGAAAAGCAGCUGCUGUGCCUCACAGACACCCCAGGACCACGGCCUCAGCCACACGGGUCCCCCUGUUAAGUCCCCAUGUAGGGCUGCAGCUCGCUCAUCCUGUGGCAGUGGGGGAGGACCCCAAUUUCCUGUCUAAAGCGGGGGGGGGCCGGGCCUGUUCUUGAUAGUUGUUGUCUUCGUUCCUGAGGUAGGUGUGCGGCAGUGUCCCUUUCUUCCCGAGACAGUCAGGUGACAGGUGGGGGGGAAGCUGCUGGCUUCUCCACACCUGAUUCAGCUCAGGGCAACAAAGCCUGUUCCCCAAAUCCUAGGCCUAAAACGAUGCCCAUCCACCUGUCUCCGUUGGUCUGCAGCCCGGGUGCGGUGAGCUGGCCACUGUCCUCUGGUUUCACAGUUGAAGGCCUCUGCCCCGUCCUCGUUCCUAUCUCCAGUCUCCAGUCCCGGCAAGGGAUCCCUCCUGGUGGGUUUUAGCUAUCCUCAGGCUUGUAGGACCCGGUCACCCAGAGGCUGUCCUCAGCUCUUGGAAGCUCAAGUGCCCCACCUAAGGGCCAGGUCCUUCUGAAGGGCUCAGCUGAUGGGCAGAAGCCUCCCAGGUGCUCCUGCUUAAUUCCAGGUGACUGACCUAAUCCUAGAAACCAGUCUGUCAAAUUGACAGAUUCUGCCCCACCACUCCAGGGGAGGGGGGUGGUGCAGGAGGACCUGGGGCAGGUUAGCCUCCUGUACACAGGCAGCUUUUACUGGCCUGGCCCUCUGGACUGCAGGCUGGUGGUCCUGGUCUCAGACUGAUGGGUGGGGCAGAGGUAAAGGCUGUAAAGCCCGAGUGGUGGGAGGGUGGGAGGGACCUCGAAGGCAGAGGCCCGGCAGCCAGCUGGCUUCAAAUUGGCUUAUUGUCCAUUAACAAAAUUUGUGGUCCCCUGUCAAAAAAUGAUCAUAAAAAGAGAAAGGGAAACAUGUCUACAUAAAGACUUGUACAUGAACUUUCAGAGUUGCUCCCUUUCUGAUGGACAAAAAGUGGAAAUAAUCCAAAGGUUUAACAGAUGGACUAAAAUUGUGAGUUCAUAGAAUGGAAUACUACUCAGCAAAAUACUGAUACAAAAAC
This is a messenger RNA of Panthera uncia (snow leopard), 2047 nucleotides long. RefSeq names its product ubiquitin conjugating enzyme E2 S (gene UBE2S). The record is from RefSeq and is a predicted model, not a curated record. The transcript is spliced from 4 exons. NCBI's taxonomy places the organism in Eukaryota, Metazoa, Chordata, Mammalia, Carnivora, Felidae. Bases 150 to 812 code for a protein of 220 amino acids.